AUGACGGCGUGCAGCCUCCUCGUCCUCGCCGUCGCCACCGCCGCGGCUUGCGCCGUCGUCUCGCCGGCUUCCGCGGGGCCCUACCUCUGCCCGUGGAGAACGGUAGCUCACGUCGACGACCCGUUCAUCCAGAGCCUCGGCAAGUGGGCGGUGGUGCAGAGCGGCGCCACGCUCGCCUUCGACAAGGUGGAGAGCGCCAGGGCGCAGGGUGUCGGCGAGUGCACCAGCAUGACCCGCAACUACGACCUCGUUAUCGACGCGUCCAACCGCGCCGGCGCCGGGGACGACAAGUACAGGGCGGUGGUGUUCGUGACGUACAUGACCCAGCCGCAAAAGCUUCUCUCCUUUGAGCGCAUCACUGCGUAG
This is a messenger RNA of Panicum virgatum (switchgrass), 366 nucleotides long. Its product is annotated as cysteine proteinase inhibitor 6-like. NCBI's taxonomy places the organism in Eukaryota, Viridiplantae, Streptophyta, Magnoliopsida, Poales, Poaceae. The record is from RefSeq and is a predicted model, not a curated record. Gene Ontology annotation, molecular function: cysteine-type endopeptidase inhibitor activity. The transcript has a single exon. Bases 1 to 366 code for a protein of 121 amino acids.